Lathyrus sativus (Indian pea) is the source of this 1551-nucleotide messenger RNA. The record is from the annotation of a GenBank genome assembly. Lineage: Eukaryota; Viridiplantae; Streptophyta; Magnoliopsida; Fabales; Fabaceae.
AUGUCUCAUCGACAAAACCAAAGCCAAAACCAACAGCCUCUGUUAGAAGACCAACAGGACGAAAGUGCAUACGAUUCAUCCGACAAAAUCGUCAUUAUCGGAGAAGACGAAUCCGAAACCGACAUCGACAACGGAGUUCGAGUUCCGCCUUUUUCAUGGAAGAAGCUCUGGUUAUUCAGCGGUCCUGGUUUUCUAAUGAGUAUAGCUUUUCUGGAUCCUGGAAACUUGGAGGGAGAUCUUCAAUCCGGUGCGAUUGCAGGUUACUCGUUGUUGUGGUUGCUUAUGUGGGCUACGGCUAUGGGGCUUCUUAUUCAACUUUUGUCGGCGAGGUUGGGUGUUGCUACCGGGAGACAUUUGGCGGAGCUUUGUAGAGAGGAGUAUCCUACUUGGGCUAGGAUUGUUCUUUGGUUGAUGACUGAAGUUGCGCUUAUUGGUUCUGAUAUUCAAGAGGUUAUUGGAAGUGCUAUUGCUAUUAGGAUUUUGAGUAAUGCCACUGUUCCUCUUUGGGCUGGUGUUGUUAUUACUGCUUUAGAUUGUUUUAUUUUCCUCUUUCUUGAGAACUAUGGUGUGAGGAAAUUGGAGGCAUUUUUUGCUGUUCUGAUUGCUGUUAUGGCUCUUUCGUUUGCAUGGAUGUUUGGUAAAACAAAGCCAGAUGGCCUCGAUGUUCUUGUUGGUAUUUUGGUUCCUAAACUUAGCUCCAGAACUAUUCAACAAGCUGUUGGAGUAGUUGGUUGCAUUAUCAUGCCUCACAACGUGUUCUUGCAUUCUGCACUUGUUCAAUCAAGACAGGUUGACCCGAAAAAGAAAGGCCGUGUUCAAGAAGCUCUUAAAUACUACUCGAUAGAGUCCACCAUUGCGCUUUUUGUGUCCUUUGUCAUUAAUAUAUUUGUCACAACUGUGUUUGCUAAGGGCUUUUACGGUACUGAAAUAGCCAAUAGGAUCGGUCUCGUAAAUGCCGGACAGUAUCUUCAGGAGAAGUAUGGAGGUGGAGCAUUCCCAAUCCUUUAUAUAUGGGCUAUCGGGUUAUUAGCAGCCGGUCAAAGUAGCACGAUUACUGGUACAUAUGCUGGGCAAUUCAUCAUGGGUGGUUUUCUGAAUUUGAAGUUGAAAAAAUGGAUGCGGGCUUUGAUUACGCGGAGUUUUGCAAUCGUUCCAACCAUGAUAGUUGCUCUUAUAUUUGACACCUCAGAAGAAUCAUUAGAUGUUCUAAAUGAAUGGCUUAAUGUUCUUCAGUCGGUACAGAUCCCCUUCGCAUUGAUUCCGUUGCUUUGUUUGGUGUCGAAGGAACAGAUAAUGGGCACUUUCAAGAUCGGCUCUGUCCUCAAGACUAUUUCCUGGCUUGUGGCUGCUCUGGUGAUAGUGAUAAACGGCUAUCUUUUGCUGGAAUUCUUUUCAUCUGAAGUGAACGGAGCAGUGAUCACCGCUGUUGUGAGCGUAAUAACAGCUGCUUAUGUUGCAUUCAUAAUUUACCUUAUUUCAAGCGCCGCUACUUUUCCAUCAUGGCAAAGUUUAACUCGAUCAAAGACAGUUACCACCACCACGGAGAGUUGA